UCUCUUUCAAAUCCCAUCUUGCUUAUGUUUUGAUCUUGUAAUAAAAAUUUCUUGCCUGACCUUUUUUAUCAAUUUUUCAGAAUUUGCACCAACAAAAACUCGAAGUUUCUUAGAUUCUGGGAUAAAAUGGUGGGACUUCCCUAGAGAUUACAGUUGAGUACUUUAGCUAUAUCUCGGAUGUUUUUGCGACUUCUUCUCUAUUUUGUUAAGAUGAUGGACUUCUAUCUUUCCCAAUAUGAGAUGCAGAGCGGUACUGGAACAGAGAAUCUUAAGAAUCAGGAUACUAUACUCAGUGUCACUUCUGGCGUGUUGCAUUUUAUCGGUGAUUCAUUGGUUCCUGAUACCAUUGAUAAAAACUUCCUUAAGGGUGCCAAAGUUCUCCAACAAGUUGAUAAGAAGUUUAUUCCGAUUGUGGCAAGCACAACACCUGCUAUAAUUGAUCAGUCAUUGUUCGUGAUGUAUUUUACAACGAACCAGUUCAAACCGAAAGAAGGUCUUGCAUUCUCUGAAAGAGUCUCUGCCAAGAAUCACCCUUGUGCAUCCCAGUGUCUCUUUCAAAAUUGCUGA
Solanum verrucosum is the source of this 567-nucleotide messenger RNA. RefSeq lists its product as uncharacterized. NCBI's taxonomy places the organism in Eukaryota, Viridiplantae, Streptophyta, Magnoliopsida, Solanales, Solanaceae. The transcript is spliced from 3 exons. The record is from RefSeq and is a predicted model, not a curated record. The coding region runs from base 178 to 567 and encodes 129 amino acids.